AUGCGGUUUUACACCAUGUCGAGAAAACGGGCAAUUCUUUUGUUAUUAUUUAGAUGUUUAUUUUAUCUUCACUCUGUAAUUGGGUUAAGCAACACUACUUUUUCAAGUUUGGCGAUUUCAGUUAAAAACACAACAAUGGAAAAAUCGAAUAACCCAUUGAAAGUAAAUAACGGCGGAAGACGCAACUACAGUCAUUGGAAAAGCCGACAUGUUGUCAAGCCGGUGAAUGUAGGAAAACGUUCUAAUUUUACCAGCAUUUCCGCAGCUUUAAGAGCUAACAAGAGACCAAAGGAUACCCUGGAGGAUACUGUACUACGUUCAGCAUUUCAAACCAGAAAGUUAAAGGAAGAACUUCAAAGGAGACAGGUAAGUUUGAUUGUACUUGUUUCACAUCAUAGAGAUGGGGCUGCUUGGAACGGUGGUAUAACCUGAAUGCAAGAGUAAGAGAAGUAUCUAUUCUAUUGCUAUAGGAAAGGGUUGGGGGAGGGGGGGAGGAAGAUGAGCCUAACGCGUGAGCGCAUGUUCCCCCGGGGGGAAAUAAGGGAUUAAGGCAAUUUAGAAUAGUUUGGAACUUGGAUUAUGGAUUCCAAUCUUUAUUGGGAUUCCGGAUUCGUUGAGCUGUAUUCUGGAUUCCAAAGCCCAAGAUUCCAGAUUUUACAAGCAAAAUUAUCGAUAUGUCCCGGAUUCCAAACCCAAAACUCGGUAAUAUCAGGUAAAAUGAGGCGAAUCAACAGCACUCUUAAGUGCUUCAUGUCACGGAGACCUGGAUAAGCUCCAACCUUAUAAAUAUGUGGGUCUCUUUACCCGUGAAGGUAGGCUCAGACGUUUUAUUUUUAGACCUAGACCGCUGAACUGUGUGCAUGUAUCUGCAGAUGAUAGCCCCAGGGUAUUACCAAGCUGAGUGUUCCGAAAAGAAGCCCUGUAAAGAAGGAAUGUACUGUAAUGUACUGUAUUGCGAGAAAUGUCAUAAACUCAACGUGGCCUGCAACGCUAAUGAGCAGUGCUGUGAAGGAAUGGUCUGCACUUUUGGGAGGUGCGAGAAAAAGUCCAAAGGAGAUCCAGGUAGCGUAAAUAUUUAGCUUAAAGCCUUCAAAGGGGAAUUCUUGUUACAUAAGUUUGUCAACGAUGACUGUCAUGACUGGACCGGCAAACGAUUACAGCUAGUACUGAUCACCUGACCAAGGUUUUCCCUUUUCUGUUCACAUAGAAAAACUAGUAGUUUCGUGUCAGUUGCAUGAGAAAUUAUUUAUAACAAGAACGCGCUUACAGCGGUGUCAGGCUUGCUUGCUUGGAGAUUACAUCGAGAAAUGAGGAGGCGAUUAAUUCUACACGAAACAGGAUUAACUCGCUAAAGGUUUUUUACUUCCUACUUUAUCGACGUCGAUACUUUUUACUUGUUUCUGAAUUGAUUUAGUGCGCGUGUUAGCGUCGCCAUCGGAAAUACGUCUACGGUCGCAGGCUGUACGCGUGUUUAAAUACACGAAAAUUCAAGGGCCUCGAUUCCAGAGAAAUUACAUCAUUGCCAGAGAUCAAAAAAGUGAUUUACAUGGACGUAACAAUUUCAACCAUGGCCGAAAAUAAAUCGCAUGCUCAUCACAAGACUCAUUUGCAUACAAUGAGAGUUUACAACAACAUAUUUUUUUCCCGACCACUCAGUAGUGUUCACUUGUUCCAAAGUAAUCAACGCUUUCACGCGAUAGAAUUUGUGGACCGACACGUUUCGGAAAAGCUCUAAAUUUAAUCUUUCUUAAGCUUUCUUCGCAAAACCGUGCGUGGCUUCGAUCACGCAACGAUUCUUAGUCCCAAUUUCCACGGUCUCCGCAAGGAACGCCUGGUACAAUGAUUCCCCAUUUGUACAUCAAAAUACGACGAAAAACCCCGGGUGGAUACUUCCAGAAAAAUUGGGUGGGGGUGAACGGCAUGCUUCCUGAAACCCUUACCCUAUUUCAGACCGAAAUCUGUGAUUUUUCCUACCCUAUUUCAGACCUGAAGUCCUGGAGCCCGGCUCGUGACCGAAGCGCGUGACAAGCUGUUACGGCAGGUACACGGUUGGCGUAAACAUCCAAAGGGAAAUGGUCUUAUCGCCAAAUGAUGAAGAAAUAGCUUAAUCUAAAAAACAUGCCCAAUUCAAGACUAGAGUGCAAAAACCAUACCCUAUUUCAGACCAAAAUGGUCGAAAUUGAUACCCUAUUUCAGACCAAAACGGAUAAAAAAACCAUACCCUUUGGCGACGCAGAUACCUAUAUAGCCCGUAUAAGGGAGUAACGGCCCCUCCCCCCCUGGGCGAAAAACGUGUUGCUUACGCAAGCGAGACUAGUUAUUUGAAUCUGACGUUAGCCUUUUGUCGUUAACAUCAGUGGAGUGAUUCUAAAUCUCUCUACUCACUCAGCAACAAAAUAAUUAAAAGUAUUGGACUUAACUGAAAGAAAAAAAGGACAGAUUCGUUUAUUCAAUUCUCGACUGUGACAGGACUUUUAAAAAGGGAGUCUACAACUUUUAAGCGGCAGUCUUUUUCUAAUCUGUUCGUUCGAAGCCAUUAAAGAGCGCCUAAUAUAAUUAAACUCUGACAAUCUCACUAGCUGCAUAAAGCACUCAUUUUUUACCCAACAAGCCAACAUGUUUCAGUUGACCGACUCUCGAUUCUCCUGGUUCUCGUGUAACGGAACCAGGUUUUAUUAUAAGCUGCCGCUGGUCGUUUUUCAGCCAAUAAGAUCGCCAGCUGAUUAAGGGUCCAGCGAUCUGAUGUCUGAUCUCCUUCGUCCAAGCUUAAAUUAAUGCGAUCAAAAGAUGUUAAGGAAAUCACUGAAUAAUUGUCUAAAGUCAACUAACAUUAAAUUCAGGCUAUUCACCUCAAGACGGACCGGACUUCUCACUUUAAUAGGCUCCAAGAAUCAUAAAGAGCUGGUCUUGUGGAUAUUCAGUAUUUUUCUUCGUUUCUUUUUCUUCUUCUUCUCUCUCUCUCUCUCUCUUGUUUUUUUCGCUGUUCGCUAAGGUGGUAGUCUAAGAUUGACAAUGAGUUGCAAACGAACCUUUAAUUUGCGUUUGUGCGUACGUUUAAAUAUUUAUUGUGUUUUGAAACUACUUAUUUCAGGAACAUUCUGUGAAAAGGAUAGCGAUUGUAAUGAUGCUUGUUGUGUGCUGGAGCCAACCAUAAACUCUCAUCUUCCAAUAUGUAAGCCAACAUUGGGUGAAUAUCAUCAAUGUGCCGCCAUUUUGUAUCGAAAGAUCUGGGUCGGAGACAAGCCAGACUGCGGACCGUGUAAGCCUGGCCUCGAAUGCGUCCAGAAAGGGUCAGUAAUUCAAAACAGUACUGCGGUAAAAACCCCCAAGUAAGAACCUGGCGGGUUUUUAAGAACCUCUUAGGCUAAAAUUUGCUAUUUACGGCCCCUCUACACAAGAACCUGUUAAGCUUUUUGAAACAGGUUCUUGUUUUCUAAAAUCUAUAAAAAAAUUCUGUACACUUGGUCAAAUAAGAUAAGUCAACAUUCAGGAUCCUCUUUGCCGAGAAUAAGCUGAAUACCACUAAACACCCUUAGAAACAAUGUAUUUUUACUUCAGAGCAUAAGAACCUAUUUAAGGACCUAAAUAGUUCAAUUAAAUUAAAUUUGUGGUACUUACCAUUUAUGUAGGAACAUGUGCGGGCUAUUACUUGGGAAAAUGCAGGAAAACUCGCGGGUUUUUACCAACGAGGUACCAUACCAUCGAUGUUUCAAAUUUACAUAAAACGUUACACUGAUAAUAAAAAGACAGUUCUUACCUGGCUAUAGCACUUUAGGCUAGAUAGAUAGAUGGGUAGAUUGAUAGUUUUUUUAGGCUUUAAAAGCAUAUGGCAAUUAAUUUUUGAUAAGUUUAUUUUUGGACAUUUGUGUGAGUGCGAAGCACCAGACAAAAUACACGUACCAUAAGGUUUUCCAGUGUGAAAGAUGGCGGCCGGCUCUAUUCAAAAACCUUCCAACUCCCUCUCCAGUGCCGGACACUAGGGGCGCUUUCCAUUUACGAAAAAAACCCGGAAAUUUCGGUGGUAGCAAAAGUGGAAUUUCCGAUCGGUAAAAAGUUGUUCCAUUUGGUCGUAAACCCCGGUACGUGGCCGGGUGCCCGACCGUGGACCUGGAACUGGUACAAACUACAAGAAACGUCAAUGGAAGACCAUGGAACACGACAUUCCGUUCGGAAAUUCCAACCGGGAAAACGGGACCACCUUUUUAGAUUUUCCGCUUUUUCUGGGAAUUUUCCAGUGGGACGAACCGACGAAACGUGUUCCAUUUACCGCCGAACCGGAAAUUCCGGAAAUUUUGACUAAAUGGAAAGCGCCCUAGUACUCAUGAGGAAGGUAUCGGUCACACUCAGCUUUUUUAGAGCUUAUUUUAAUAACCACAAAAAACCUCAAGUCAGUAUCCAACGCGUCCGUGACGAGAAAAAUUCUACCUCAGGGCCCCUCGGCUUGAACCAAAGAGCGAUCUUUUUAAAAAAAGGGUCUCAAGAUUCCUUUCCCUCGACUAAGUCAGUGUGCUUUUAAAAGAAUUCAAUUCUGUGAUUUAUAUUCUUUUUCACCAGCAUUUUUGGCAGCCAUGAAGUUUGUAUCAAACCGGAGUGAAAUAGACAAGUGCAAUCAAGUUACAGGUCUUCAAAUGAUUUACAAGUUCCUCUUCCAAGAACUUCACAUUAUACGGCCGUGCCAGCGAGUUUCCAGAAGAAAAAAUGUCAGCCUUAAAUUGCUCUCAUGCCCAUUGCAUUCAGAUUGAGUUGUUAAACUUGUUACAGUAAAUAAAAACUAAGUACAUGGUCACAUACCUGCUUCAAUACCAGUUUACAAUAUGAACACUAAACGAAACGGUAUGCUGUUAACGGCAUGAGUCAAAUCAAACGACAAUAAUGCUUGACAACAAUUGGACUACAGUACUAAAGAAAGUCUGCAUCAUGCUUUGACAGUGUUGGGAACAGCAUUUUAGGGUCAAUAGACCUAGUUUAAUUUAGCUGCACUUUGUAAAUUAAAGGAACGGUAGAGGGCUUUAUACCAGCAGCUUGCCGCAACUAGCCCGGAAUAACAGUUUUUUCCGUUUCCAAUGUUGCCAUUGUAACAAUACGCUCAUCAGACAAAACUCAGUGGUAGCCUGUUCCGGACAUUCAGAUGGUGGGGACGGCGUAAAGAGUUUCUUUUUUUACCCUUUGGUGUGACCACCCCCGCCGCACUCCACUGUCUGAACAACGCCUGGAACACAGCACCACUUAGGCUACAAAACCGGUGGAAACACGCCAUAAGCAUCAAAUCAAAAAGUGAUCGUCAUAUCUUGACACACGUUCAGUAAUGAUUAUUAAACGAACCUACAGCGAUCUUACAAAGAAAUAUUGAACAAAUCUCUAGUGAUCUUAUAGAAAAAUAAAGACACUGAAGAAACAAAGGUUAAAUUCAAUGGUCCAUGCCAGGGCAGAUAAUUAAGGUUGGGCGGUGAAACGAGCGCAUCCAAGCAAAAAGGUGUGAUGCAGUGGACUGGGACACUGCUUAGAAAUGUCGCUUGUUUUCGACUUCGGUCGGGGCUUGCGAAGGGCUUGUGAAGGACUUGCGAUGUGGUUUGUACAUUAGACACUGCCGCUGUCACUGAAUUAUGGUGGCUUGAUUUGUUUUCUUGCACCUCUUCCUCAUUCCUUUGUGCUGGUACGCUGUCUCCGAGAGGCAAAUGUUGCUAUUUUUUGCGGGAGGUUUAGUUGGAGUAGACAAACAUCUCUUUCAAAGGGUUUCUUUUAUUACUUCCAUGACUCUACCACUGAAUUAUAUUUGCCUUCUGCUACUCACCAAUGUCGAUGUUAUUCCAAAACAAAAACAACUAAGUACUGUCUAAAACACGAAGGAAAAUCUCAUCCAUGUCAUCCAUAGCAAAACUAAAAGACAACAGAUCGUGUUUCAUAAAGCUUCAUAACUAGAUGACGUGUAUUUUGUAAAUGCGUGCAGCUCGUGCAAGGUGAAAUUAUGCUAAUUUCAAUCACCAUCAUCCUUCUUUUUAAUUUUGAAAAAAACAUCUCAUACGUCUUUCUGUUUCUUCGAAACUUCAAAAUUAGUUUCCCCUCAGUUUUUCCUGUUUACCUUGUUUUGUUUUAGAGAAAAAAACGGAGAAAAAACCUUACAACUAACCUCAAUAAAUUUUGUUUACAUGCGGUUUCCGGAUUUGCUACGCAUUGAGCGAAUCGCCAUGGCGCGUUGCACCCGAGAAGCAAAGUUUGAAGAAGUACAACGCCACUAUAUCAAUAUAUAUCAAUCUAAUUUUUUGUUAUUUUAUAUAAAAUUUAUCCCCCUUUAACAUAUGUAAAAAUUGAGGUUAAGAAGUGUUAAGAUUUUGCAAACGAAACGGCGAAAGACGAUAAGGUGAUAUUUAGUGGAAGGAGGAGGUAUUCAACACUUUCAAAUUAAACUCAAAUUUUGGCAUUAUACGACCAACAAGUUUGACUUAUAGACGUACAGAAACUGAAACUGUUUAUUGAUAUUGUUAUGAAACGAAUUUAUCUAUUUAACAUUGUAGCCUGAAAUUACAGAAAGAAAAUAGGGUUUCCGGUUUGCAAAAAGGAAAAUUUCGCGGAGCGCUGGUGCCAGUCCUACUCCGCAUCACACAUUAAAUGAAGAGCGGAGCGCUCGUUUCACCGCCCAACCCAGGGGCGGAUAAAGGAACACCGCGGCAAAACGUCUACGCAUGCGCCAGAUUGAGCAUUUCCGGUCUCUUUUUCAGUCACACUUUCCAGUCAAAGUCUCCCGCGCGCUUCAUUCUGUGUGCAGCUUGUGGUUCAGUUGUUCUGCUUUAUGCUGCUCGUGUUUUUGACUAUUUUGUAGUUAUUGAAAUUGCUUUUAUGGAUAACCAGGCACAGAUCACUGAAACAAUUAGUCGAUUAGAUUCAGAAAAGGUAAGAUGAUAAUAACUCAGUGUGUAAUUUUGGCUAGAGCGUCAGGUAAACUGAUUUUCAUUCACGAAAAUAAAGUUUUUGACUGUUAUUUUUCACUUAACCUGGCUGAAACUAAGACAUACGAAUUAAAACGUUAUCAUUGCAAGCUUGUGUAUUGUAGUUCUAAUUUUUAGUUCUUCAGUUUCUCAGUCUACAUGUGUUAAAGCCGAUUCAAACUUUAUUUGGAAAACGAUAACACACAAUCGCUUUGUAGUUUUGUUUACCAGUGGGUUUUACCGUGUUUUAAAACGAAACUCUUCUGGGUUGAUUGCCAUGAAACAUCAGCUUAAUCAUACUGUUGAGCCGGUUGGCAGCAAGUUGACAACUCUAUUUAUUUAUUUUUCCAUUCUCAGAAUCAGAGAGCGAAAGCUGGUUCAGUGGCUUUUAGAAGUCGAACUUUUCAUGCCAUGUAUUGAGCAGCUAGAAGUUUCGUGUUUGCAUGAGAUGCAGCCGAGCCGCACAGUCUGAAAUUAUUGAAGUCUUCAACAAAAAGACAACCAUGUAAAAGAAUUAAAUAGGCAUUUUCUUGAAUGAAAGUCAUUUAUAGGCAUGUUUAGUUUCCCGGUGACUGCAGUCAUCAAAGUCAAAGUUGUUAUUAAAUCCCGCCCAUCUUUUGUUUUGAGUUCUUGUUUUCUCUGAUAAUAAAACAAAUUAUUGAACGGACUAAAAUUUUAUUUCCUGGUUUUAGUGUGUUUUUAUGAUAAUGAUGAUGUCUUUAUUUUGGUUUCUUUCAUAAGUAUUGUUAUUCUUUUCUUAGUUGUCGCCUUCUCCCAAAUUAACUUAUGCCAAACCAGUAGCAUGCAAGAAAGCCAGUAAAAACAAAUUCGUCUUGUCGAGCGCUCGCGACCUGCAAACUUCAAACAUCAUUUUCACCGUUGGUGCAAACAGAUAACCAUGUGGUGCAAAAGUUUGAGAAUAGAAAAAUAUAUAAGCUUUCGAAUGAAGUGAUUUUUUUGGCCCCCUUUUUUGUCUGUUUCGCCCUUUUUGCUUUUAAACUUGACGCGACGGCAAAGUUAUGCUUACGCUAUUGGUUUAUAUACUAGACCGGAAAUAAAAAGCUGACCGGAUAUUAAAUUUUGUGCUCAUGCGCAUUGCGUUUUGCCGCGGUGUUGGAUAAAGGUUGGGCGGUGAAACGAGCGCGUCCGAGCAAAAAGGUGUGAUGCAGUGGACUGGGACUCUGCUUAGAAAUGUCGCUUGUUUUCGACUUCGGUCAGGGAUUGCAAUGUGGUUUGUCCAUUGGACAUUGCCGCUGUCACUGAAUUAUAGCCGCUUGAUUUGUUUUCUUGCACUUCUUCCUCGUUCCUUUGUGCUGGUACGCUGUCUCCGAGAGGCAAAUGUUGCUAUUUUUUUGCGGGAGGUUUAGUUGGAGUAGACAAACAUCUCUUUCAAAGGGUUUCUUUUAUUACUUCCAUGACUCUACCACUGAAUUAUAUUUUCGUUCUGCUACUGAGUACUCACCAAUGUCGAUGUUAUUCCAAAACAAAAACAACUAAGUACUGUCUAAAAGACGAAGGAAAAUCUCAUCCAUGUCAUCCAUGGCAAAACUAAAAGAGAGCAGAUCGUGUUUUAUAACUAGAUGACGUGUAUUUUAUAAAUGCGUGCAGCUCGCGCAAGGUGAAAUUAUGCUAAUUUCAGUCACCAUCAUCCUUCUUUUUUAUUUUGAAAAAAAAAAUCUCAUACGUCUUUCUGUUUCUUCGAAACUUCAAAAUUAGUUUCCCCUCAGUUUUUACUGUUUACCUUGUUUUGUUAUAGAGAGAAAAGCGGAGAGAAAACCUUACAACUAACCUCAAUAAAAUUUGUUUACAUGCGGUUGCUAGAUUUGCAACGCAUUACGCGUAUCGCGAUGGCGCGUUGCACCCGAGAAGCAAAGUUUGAAGAAGUACAACGCCACUAUAUCAAUAUAUAUCAAUCUAAUUUUUCGUUAUGUUAUAUAAAAUUUAUCCCUCUUUAACAUAUGUAAAAAUUGAGGUUAAGAAGUUUAAGGCUUUUACAAACGAAACGGCGAAAGACGAUUAGGUGAUAUUUUGUGGAAGGAGGAGGUAUUCAACACUUUCAAAUUAAACUCAUAUAUUGGCAAAUUACGACCAACAAGUUUGACUUAUAGACGUACAGACACAAACAUAUGAAACUGGUUAUUGAUAUUGUUAUGAAACGAAUCUAUCUAUUUAACAUUGUAGCCUGAAAUUACAGAAAGAAAAUAGGAUUUCCGGUUUGCAAAAAGGAAAAUUUCGCCUGCCUUCAAGCGCACCGGAAGCGCGGAAAGAGCGCUCGUGCCAGUCCUACUCCGCAUCACACAUUAAAUGAAGAGCGGAGCGCUCUUUUCACCGCCCAACCUUUAUCCGCCCUGGCCCAACCUUUUAAUAUCCGCCCUGGUCCAUGCGCUUAACUACCAGGACAGUUCCCUCUCCGAAAGCCAUUCUAACUUCCGUGACUAUUAAUUUCACUAACAGCUACUAACGCAGGGCUGUCAACCCCCCAAGUGUUCAAAUAUUAGGGAGCUUGAUAAUAAUAAUAAUAAUAAUAAUAAUAAUAGUAAUGAUGAUGAUGAUGAUGAUGAUGAUGAUGAUGAUGAUGAUGAUGAUGAUGAUGAUGAUGAUGAUGAUGAUGAUGAUGAUAAUAAUAGUAGAAUUAAUUUCUACACGAUUAAAAAGUACAGCGGAGCUGAUGUGGUCGUAUUAAAACUAAAAAUAUUAUCAAAAUCGUUAAAGUAAUCAAAAACACUUAGUUUACAAAAAAAUUCAAAGCCGAGAAAUGGUUACUUAGAAACCGACAUUUCAAUUAAUGUCCUUUGAAAAGAGUCAAAAUAAAAUAUUUUGAUAUUUUCCUUGUGUGACUCUCUAGAGAGUUGCAGUUGCAUUUUAUUUAAGCCGCGGCUUAUUUUCUCUCGUAUAAACCUAAACGGCCUUAAGGUUGCAUUGGUGCUUUGUAGCAGAUAUGGACUUGCGAAGUAGCUCUGUCUUGGGAAAAAGGUAUUUCAAACGUAAGCUUUCUUCAUAAAUUAUAACUGCGGUCGCACUUUUUAAAAAAAUUUCUGGACAGUUUUGGGGGGAAUUUGGUAAAAACAUUUAUGGGCUAGUAAGAAUAAUUUCAGAUCAUACAUAGAUUAUUUGAUAAAAACCAGUUCGCAUGACAGGCUAGCUCCUUGUCGCUCGACGUGCACCAGUCUAAACCAAAAAUAAUUUUAGCAGCCCGAACAAGGAUUUUUUCCAGCUCCUCAAAGAGAGUUUUUAAGCAACUACGAAGAUGACGGCAACGGGAAUGGCAAAAAGCAAAUGCACGACUACGACGUGAAAAUGCCUACUUUCACGAUUUAUGGCAACCUCGUUCCCAGGGUUCGCUCUGUAGGGCGGGUAGGAGAGAACACUGGGAACGAAGUUGGAUUUAUGGAGGACUAAAUUUGGAGGACUUGAACGCAAGACAAGGAUUUUCUUUUUUCUUUUAGUGAACUUAGAAACAGUCGCUUCAGAAUUCCGACUCCUGAGAAAAUACCCAACAUUUGACAAAUGAAAUGCGAUGAAAUUUAAAACAGCGUGAAUUCUUUUUUUUGGGUGACGUUUUCGCUGGCGUUGCCGUCGUCGUCGCUUAAGCUCCCUAUUGAGGAUGAUAGAUGACGUCAUAACACACCGGACAUGACGUCACUUGAGCAAAAAAAUACUCGUUGACUCAGAUUAGGACCUUUUAUAUAAAGCCGAGGAGAAAAUAAGCCACGUCUUACUUUGGCUGCAGCUUACAUAAGACACGAACAUCCGUAUAAAUGGUGCAAAUCUCCGUUCACGGCUUAUACAACCCACGGCCAUCCAGCUCAAGCCAGAGGCAUAUCGACGAGUUUUGGGCUGGGCCUAUCCAAGCCGCGGCUUAUCUUGGACAUGGAAGUAUUCGUAUAAGUGUACUCAAACGUUGUCCGCGGCUUGCUGAAGCCAAGCUGUAGUAGCUUGUAGUAAAGCUGAAGCCGUGAACGUUUGCUACCCAUGCUCAUGCUCUGUUUUCAAUUACAUCCCAGACCUUCGCGCCUGAGAGACGCGCGCUGUAGUGGCGGGAAAAUGACCUGGUACACAAGGGGGCCCAAAUUUUUGUUUAAACCCGACCUCAUCCAUAUGCAUCCCUGGAACAUCUCUUUCGAAUCACUCGAUUGAUCGCUGACUAACUUUUUCCGCACAAGUUUCGCAACAACCCAAAGCAACCUCGUCCUCAGGGCGCUUUUCCCUGGCUUUCAGGGAAAAGCGCCCUGGGGACGAAAUUGAACCCAACGCUAAUCUUGAUCGAAAUGUUAAUUUGAAACGAGAAAGAUAAUGUAAAAUUUAGCUAUUUUCCAGUCCAAGGCCAAUCGUUUCGUUUUCGCAAAUUAUGCGAGGCACCAAAACAAACUACGUCAUCCUUGGACUGGUCUGCAGCUGACCGCGAAGUAAGCCUCGAACCAUUUAUACCCGCAGUUCGCGCCUUUUGUAAGCCGUACUCUUAUAACUGGUUCCUUUCGCGUCUUAUGUAAGCCGGGGCUUUUUUUCUCUGGUAUUAACGGCCCUAUUGUCACGAAUUUACGAUGACACAAAACGCGCGAAAAAGAUGUUUCUGGCCCUGAUUGGUUUACUUCCUACCAAUCACAUUAUCGCUUAUAUUACGAUGGCACUGACCGAAGUUUUUGAAAAUACCUUAAACAACGUAAAUAAUUUGAAAUUUUAUUGUCAGAACUGAGUCGAGUCUACUGAAGAAAUGGCAACCUUCGGCGAUUAUCCGGGAGAUUCCAUACUCUCAUAACAGGCCAGAGCCCCGAUUUUAAGUACUAGGCGACUUUGAAAGACGCGUGCUUCACAUAUUUGUGGCGGAUUAGAAUGCCGGCUUGGUUAGAGGCCCUUUGUUUAAAACAUGGCGGGAUACUCGCAGCUUAAGGCAAGCAUGUGCCUUGUAGCUGUCAACGUAAUGCUUUUUAAUUACAUUCUGUCAUAAUUAACAAAACCCGAUCCAUGUUUGAUUGAAAGUAAUUGUACAAAUCUGGUACCAGACAAACCGCUUUUAAAAAACAAAACAACAAAACUAGUUUAUGGUUAUUUCUCAUUAAUUUCACUUAUCAAAACAAAUAUUUACUUUUAUCAGUUUUCCCGUUUCUUUCAAAACGUUCUUCAUUUCCGUGCGUUUCACUGUAGUCAAUGAAAGACACGUUUUAUCGGUCGUCUUUUACGCGGGAACAUCAAAAUUUCCAUCUUUCAAAACGCGAUGAACCAAAGCUUGCAGGGUACCAAAGCGCCAAAGACGCACGAUGCAGUCCCGGUGUUUUGUGAGCACCCGUUAAGAAUAUUGAACGCCAAAACUAUCAAGUUUUGGUACAGCGAGAGGCAGCUAGUUUCUGUAUCCAAAGGUUAGUGCAUGGACAGGCUAUCGAAAGAAAAUAAAAGGGAUGCUUGCCCAAUGGAUAGUAGGCCUAACUACGCAAAUAAAUGUCUCAUUGCAUCCUUGUCUGCGAGGUUAGUACUAAAUUUACACUAUAGAAUACAUUACACAACUCAAUCCGCAACACUUUGCAAGUAGAAUUGGCGAUCAGUGUGGGCAAUUUAUAUUUCUAAGGGACGUCCGUCCGUCCCACAAAGGCUUAACGCGGGGGGGGGGGGGUUUAGUCAAUGACUGACAUAAGAGUUUCCUCACAAUCAACCCAGUUAGAGUGCGAUAAUGUGCGCGUGAACUUUGCCUACAACUGGCAAUAAGCUGAAUAAACCGGAAGCUGAACACCAUGAAUAAGUUACUCAUGUAAAUUAUAUCGCUCAGGUUUUUUUUUCUUUUUUUUCAAGUAGCGGAGGGGUUUUUCGCGCAUUCUGUUGCGCAGUUUGGCAGUGAUAUACCGAGCAUCAGACAGGUAACGCGCCGAAGCCACCAUUUUACUCUUCUUCUACCAAACAGUUUUCCUGCAAUGGUGUUAGUACUGGUCCCGUUGCCGAAACCUUGCACGAGCAAGAUACGGUAAUCGAGAGUCGAGAAUCGAGAAUCAAUAUUGUACUCGGGACAAGAAAAGGUCGCCGUCCAAGGAACAACUGAUGCAAUGCAAGAGCUUCAAGCUGCUGAGAAUCACCAAUUCUGGAUUACAAGCAGUGAAAAAACUCAUGAGGAGCGUCCAAAUUAUAAAGGAACUUUGGAGGCCAGUCAGCCACGGUGAUUGUCGCACCACGCAAAAACUAGAAUAAAUUUGUUAGCCUGGUCUUGUCUUUGCCACAAAUCACGUAAAACUAUAAAGAAGGUACCACUAUGAACUCUGGAAAAUGAAAAUUCAAUAAUACUAUGGUUGACGACUGACAGUUUAAAAGAGAGACAUCCUUCACCUCAGAAUCUUGGGCGCGCCGCCUGUAAGCUCUGAGGGAGAGGGAAGCCCCAUAAUUUGGCCUAUUUAAAAAAAAAAUGACACUACAAAAAUAACCUGCAAUUAUAAUUUCAAAAGGGAGACUACCAUCACCUCAGAAUCUUGGGCGCGCCGCCUGUAAGCUCUGAGGGAGAGGGUAGCCCCAUAAUUAAUUUGGCCUAUUUCAAAAAUAAAUGACACUACAAAAAUUACCUACAAUAAUAAUUUGGAUAAACGACCGACAUUUUAAAAGAGAGACUACCAUCACCUCAGAAUCUUGGGCGCGCCGCCUGUAAGCUCUGAGGGAGAGGAUAGCCCCAUAAUUUGGCCUAUUUCGAAACAAAUGACAGUACAAAGAUGACCUACAAUAAUAAUUUGGAUAAUGACCGACAUUUCAAAAGAGAGACUACCUUCACCUCAGAAUCUUGGGCGCGCCGCCUGUAAGCUCUGAGGGAGAGGGUAGCCCAUAAUUAAUUUGGCCUAUCUCAAAAAUAAAUGACACUACAAAAAUUACCUACAAUAAUAAUUUGCAUAAAUGACCGACAUUUUAAAAGAGAGACUACCAUCACCUCAGAAUCUUGGGCGCGCCGCCUGUAAGCUCUGAGGGAGAGGGUAGCCCCAUAAUUUGGCCUAUUUCAGAAAAAAAAUGACACUACAAAAAUCACCUACAAAAAUUAUUUGGAUUAUGACCGACAUUUCAAAAGAGAGACUACCUUCACCUCAGAAUCUUGGGCGCGCCGCCUGUAAGCUCUGAGGGAGAGGGUAGCCCCAUAAUUAAUUUGGCCUAUUUCAAAAAUAAAUGACACUACAAAAAUUACCUACAAUAAUAAUUUGGAUAAAUGACCGACAUUUUAAAAGAGCGACUACCAUCACCUCAGAAUCUUGGGCGCGCCGCCUGUUAACUCUGAGGGAGAGGGUAGCCCCAUAAUUUGGCCUAUUUCGAAACAAAUGACAGUACAAAGAUGACCUACAAUAAUAAUUUGGAUAAUGACCGACAUUUCAAAAGAGAGACUACCAUCACCUCAGAAUCUUGGGCGCGCCGCCUGUAAGCUCUGAGGGAGAGGGUAGCCCCAUAAUUAAUUUGGCCUAUUUCAAAAAUAAAUGACACUACAAAAAUUACCUACAAUAAUAAUUUGGAUAAAUGACCGACAUUUUAAAAGAGCGACUACCAUCACCUCAGAAUCUUGGGCGCGCCGCCAGUAAGCUCUGAGGGAGAGGGUAGCCCCAUAAUUUGGCCUAUUUCGAAACAAAUGACAGUACAAAGAUGACCUACAAUAAUAAUUUGGAUAAUGACCGACAUUUCAAAGGAGAGACUAUCAUCACCUCAGAAUCUUGGGCGCGCCGCCUGUAAGCUCUGAGGGAGAGGGUAGCCCCAUAAUUUGGCCUAUUUCAGAAAAAAAUGACACUACAAAAAUCACCUACAAAAAUUAUUUGGAUUAUGACCGACAUUUCAAAAGAGAGACUACCUUCACCUCAGAAUCUUGGGCGCGCCGCCUGUAAGCUCUGAGGGAGAGGGUAGCCCUAUAAUUUGGCCUAUUAAGUAAAAAACAAGUAACAAUACAAAGGUGACCUGUAAUAAUAAUUUUUGGAUUAUGAUUGACAUUUCAAGGAGGCUAAAAUGACUGAUAUAGAAACCAUACUGUAUCUGUGACGUUGAUUAUACAGAUCGCCCAAGCGAACACGAAGAUGUUGAAGUGGAAGCUAGAAUAUCUGGAGUAAUCCAGCGUCUUGGGCUCCUGCCAGCGAAUAAGAUUUUGGCGGGAUUUCGACAGUGCUUGGCGGGCUUUUUGGAGAGUGAUUUGUCACUGGAGGCACAUCGACGCUUACAUCGUCUUAAGCCAGAGAAAAAAGACUUGAAUCCUUCGCCGUUUGAUAAAAAAGGUCGUCCAUUGAAUCAGAUAAUCGGUCUUGCUGUUCCUCAAGGAGAUGUGAAGUAGAGCUCGAGCUCUCGCAUUCGUUUACACCGGCGGCUAUAAAAUGUGCAUUGUUGACGGCUUUUCUCAAACGUUCAAAUAGAGAAGAUUUAAAAAUUUCUUUGGUCAGGGUCUUUUCCACGCAGAGUUCCUUCCAAACCGGAGAAAGAUGUGCCAGCAGAGAGUGUAUUCCUACUUGUGGCUCCACAGUAAAAACUUGAUACGCCGACUCGCCGUUUUCGCUUCGAAGGUCACCAAUGUUGACACGGCAUACUACUCUUGAAAGAAAUUAAAUAAGCCAUGGGAGCACUAUUUUCUUAAAAGAGAGCACUUGAAAAGCCACUGAAAGCGUAUCAAGCCUAUUUGAAUACAAAUGCGGCGAGAAAACUGUAGUUAUCAAUUGCGAAGCCAGCCGCGAAGAUCGACUUCGACCGUGAAAUGAAUUUAUAAUACCCAAAUAGUCUGAUCAAAUUUCGCGUUUCCUUGAGAUGUCUGGUUCGUUUAAUCAGAAGUACAAAGUUCCUUGACAGGCAAUGUGUCCGGCGCUCUCCAAAGGUGUCUGGAGGAAUGCUUAAAACUAAUUACGAAAGUAACGCUUGUCUGUUAUUGGAAACCGAUCUGCGGUGGUUGCUGUGGAGAUUAGGCCUCCUCCUGCGCGCACUAAAAUCGGGGCUCUGGCCUGUUAUGAUCUAGAGACUGCGGGAGAAACGGUCCAAAAACUGGAGUCUCCCGGAUUAUCCAGGAGAGGUGACGGCACUGUUAGUGGCACAAGCAGUAGCACAAACAUUUUUAUUAAGGUCAAGGUGCAUCUGAAGUGAAGGCAAGUAUGCGCACAAGGCAGAACACAGGGCAUUUGAAAUUGUUCCUUGACUUCUAAUACGCAUGCGUGUGCUUAUGUAUGUGCGUACUUAAGCUCUGUCACUACAAGGCUCUUGAGCUUGUGCUUACGUGACCCUUGCGUCGCUCGUUGAGACCAGGAUUUUUUCAAUAGGACGCUUUAGCCAUUGAUUUCUCUUGUAUUUUUAUCCUUCAUACCGAUAACCUGAGAUCAGGCUCUAUUUUCGUUUCGCUUAGAAAAUUACAUUCCGGUGGGCAAGGCGAAACGAAAAUUUCAGCUGUAACCGUUAGAGAGAAUGUAUGAGAACCGCUCAAAUUGGGUCUGAUCUCAGGUUAUCAUUCCGAUUGCUUUUUUAUAGUUUUGCUUCCCUCCGUCACGCAACGUAACGCUCGGACUGUGCGUGACAAAGUUAGGCCAACUGAGGUCUGGGUACGAGGUUGAGUGAGCGCGAGCGGUAAACGGCGAAAAAGUUGGCAUCGUUAAUAAUGAAUGCUCGGCGCUUUGCAGUUUAUCUGGGAGUGAGCCUUGCUGUUUGUUUUGCAUCUAUAGCACUCUAUGUGCUUGCAACAGAACGGUUCCGCCGAAAGAAGGUACUUGGCUAUGACUUGUAGUAGAUAGAAAUUACAUGGUGCCCAUUUGUUCAUAAUGAACAAGAUGAGGUCAAAGUGAAACUGAUCUUUAGCUUUUAAUAGAUAUCACUUGAAGAAAUGAGUGAUUCUUACCGGUGUACCGCUAAGUCUGCAUAGUUACAGUAAACUUACUUACAAAAUGAUUUUUUACCAAAUAUGUAGCCAUUGAAUGAUUCUUUCUAGUACUGAACUGUGUAAAACAAAUUGCCUGUUACCCAGCUGUACCGCUCCAGUUUAUUUCAUACUUCACUUCCGGGUUUACUUGUAAUCGAUAGCAUUGAGUUUCAUGUAGGCUUUACAGAUUGUUGCCACUGUCACUGCUAUUAAAAAGAAUUUAUCGUAAACUAGAAAUACUUCAAUCGCAGGACCUCUCGCAGUACUUGAAAGAGAAAUUAUGACAAGAAGUAGGUUCAGAAAGGGAAAGAAGGUAUUACAGGGAAAAGAACAUAAGAAACAAAACAAAGCUACAAUAAUUUAAAGAAAAGAAAAGAAAAGGAAAGAUUAUUAAAGGAAGAAACCAAAAAAAAAAAAAAGAAAAAUAAGCCGUUUCCAGGAUCGAACUUAGGACAACCUGUUUGCCAGGCCAAUUCGAAACCACUAUGCAACGUGGGAAUGCAUGACUAAAGUGUUGAUGGUAUUUCAUUUAAAGCCUUACUUCCGCCAGCACACACCAUUUAAAGCCGAUUGAGCCGUACUAAAGGCGGGAACUGGGAUAUGCUCCCUUUUAUUUUGAACUUACAUGUAGGGGUGUGUUGUUAAACACUGGGUAUGGUUUUUUGAGUCUUACAGCACUGUUCUUAGAGGAAUUAGGCGAUUUAGCAAAGUUGACAGUAACGUUAGCAUGUACAUGUAAAAUCUGACUUGACCAAUACAGUAUGUUGCCCAGUAUCCGGACACUUCAGUUUAAGAUUGCAAUAACUUUCCUUUGUUACUCAUAAGAGCUCUGAAAUUUGGCCCAGAGAAAAUCUAUCUAGUCCUUAAUAUGACGAAAGACAGUUUAACUUUUUUGCCUUUGUUUCCAUCGCGAAAUUAAUAUUUUUGCACAGCUCCUAUGUUGCCCAGUAUCCGGACAGCUGGCCCAGUAUCCGGACACAACAAUAACAACGUAACUAUACAUAAAUUUCGACAGGCAAGCGACUUAAAAGCUUCUUUUGCACUUGCAAAGUAGUCUGGCAAUCGAUUCCAGAAAUAUAACCUAGCAUCGUGAAAUAAAACAUAGCAAAAAACUGGGGUAUGUGGGGAACGCGAGCGGCUGUUUUAAAAAUGGUAUAUUAUUCUUACUUACUUGUCUAGGAACGUUUUCUCUGAUUUAAGGAAGGCAUCCGUGGAGAUGCCGAAGCCGCAGUUUGCAAGCUCAAUUAGCCAAUCUGCAAACGACUUUCUUCCUUCAUUUUUUAUUUUUAAAAAAGCUUGGGGAAGGGACCUCAACCUGACGGUCAAAGGUCACUCUCCUAUUUAGUCUGACCUGCAGUGUUGAUUUCUCCAUGCUCAGUCCCUACAAUAAGCCUGCUUUUCUAGCACUAAUUCCUCCUUCUUUCACAUCUCUCAAUCCUUUUGUGACAUUUUUCAGACCGUUGCAACCCCAUUCUAGCAGUCACAACAGGGGAAAGUAUGAGAAUUCCAGGUUCAACUCACAUGCUUUCAGUUAUAUAUAGAAAAUGCAGUCACGCGAAACAAGCCGUGCACACGAAAUCAAGUCCCCUCUGAAUGAGUGAAGAAAAUUUCCAUACGGAGUUGAGUAGAAUUACAUUUUACGACUAUAUCAUAUAUCCUAAGCUUUAAUUAUAGUUACUGAUAUGAAAUAAAUCUUAUCCGGAUAAUGUACACAGCUAAUUCAUCGAUUCUGUACAGCAAAGAAAAAACUGUCCGGAUACUGGGCACAUGACAUCAAAACUUAGUGAAUGUUUCUAGCCUCCGUUAUUGCAAACAAAUCGAAUUUCAAGAAGAAUUAAUAAACUUUCUGAAAACCUGACUUCCUUAAGUAUCUUCACCUUAAAGAUAAAACAGUUUCUUUGAAAAUAUCACAUAUUACCCUCCCUUUUCUGAGCAGCACUAAUUUUACUGCGCUGUAAACAGCGUAAAUAUUAGCCAUGAAAAGUUUACUCACCUGAACAGAACGGCGUCUUCCUCGACUAUUUCGCAAGCUUUCAAAUCGCCAAAACUUUGAUCUUAAAGCUGAAAUGUUCAGCUUUCAUUCGAAAUACUUCCUUUACCGAGAACUGAAAAGGGUGCCUGAAGAAUUGAGUUUUUGUUUCAAGUGUCCGGAUACUGGUACCGUCCGGAUACUGGGCAACAUACUGUAGCAGAGUGGCAGCAAAGUUAUUAUUUAAUUACUGAAGUUGUGCUCAGCCCUUUGUGUGUGCCUUCAUGUUGUAAUUUGCUGUUGCAUUGUUUUUCUAUCAAACCAGCCUAAUAAGAACCCCAGAGGACUGCUAUGUUUGUACAUGUGUUUGUACACGUUAACUAUCCUUAACCUGCUGUACAACUUAUUAUUAAAGACACUAAAAAUUUGUCAAAAACUGAUUUUUUCAGAGUAAAGACAACAAGGAAAGUUUGGUUGCACUGAACUUCCCAUUUUUGACAGAUGCUCACUGCAUUGAAUUUGUGAUGAACUCCAAAGUUAUGUUUAUAAUGCGAGGAUUACCUGGUAGUGGAAAAUCAGUAGUUGCCCAUCAGAUUAAACAAGUGUAUGGUGAUAAGGCUGUGAUAUGUUCAGCCGAUGAUUUCAGAGUGACUGAUCAAGGAGAUUAUGUUUGGAAAGCUGAGGAAUAUGAGAUGACACACAUGAUAUGCCAAGAGAAAGCAAACCAGGCCUGUCGAAAUGCAACACCAGUUGUUAUUAUUGGUAAGAAAUAAUACUCAAGUUGAAAUGAUAAUAAAUUAUUAUAUUUGUAAAUCUUGUUGUGUUGUUAAUAACUGCACUUCCAAUCGUCCAUUAUCCUGUGAUUUUCUUAUUUACUCACCAAAAUGAGGUUUACCAUUGUAUUACGUUUACCUUUUCUUAUAGUGUUUAAAUUGUAUAAAUACAUGAGCUAUAUACACCGAUAUUAUGUCCAGUCCUGGAGCUUUUACCAAUUGUAUGGAAAACCUGGAAAUUCCGUGCAGAAUUCAAAGGGAAUGGUGCUUCCCGGUGGGAAUUUUGAAAGAGGCUGGUGCACUCAUUAGAAUUCCUAAUUUGACCAGGCUGGGCAUUUAUUUGAUCUUGCCAAAAUUGUUUAUUAAUUUUUUUAAAUGUUCUCCAACAGAUAACACCAACAUCAAGAAAUUUUUGCUGUUCCAAUAUGUUUCCAUUGCACAUGAUACUGGCUACUGUGUGGUUAUAGUUGAACCUAAGACGAGUUGGAAACUUAGCAUAUCUGAGUUGACCCAACGGAAUCAUCACAAUGUUACAGAGGAGAGACUGAGAGAGCUUUUAUCUGAGUUUGAUAAAGUAUUUGCUCUAUAUUAUGGGUGGUUUCUUUCAGGGGAUAGUUCCCAGACUCUGAAAGACAGGAUGUUAAAAGUCUUGAGAGACUGUUGUGAAAAUAUCCCAUCAUUUCAAGAUAGCUUUGUAAGAGACAGUUCCCAGGAACAAGAUGAACCUGCAAGUAAAUAAAUAAUAUAGUUCCUGUGGUUAUUGUUAUCAUUAUGUAGGAUCAAUUAUAGAGCAUAAUGGGAUAGAGGGGUAAUCUUAGGGCACUGGCCAGGAUGUGUGAAUUUUCUUUAAGUUAUUUUUAGAGGUUGUAAUUGAAUGGAAGUCUAAUUCCUGAGACAUCCAGACAUUUUUAUUGAUUGUUUGAAACAUCGUCAAGUCCAUGGAUGGGUGACUGCCUCAAAGCAAACAAUGCAGAAUAAUUGUAAUGGCGACUGUUGUAUUCUCUCUUGACAACACUGAACAAAAGUUUGCGGACCUUGCCAGAAAUCAUCCUCUGCUUAAUUACAAGGGUUUAUUUGGUCUAAAAGUAAAUUCACAUAUCUCAAGGGCUAGAGUGGGCAUUUUCCUCUCAGUCUUAUUAUUCUCUGUAGGUAGGAAGAUUGAAAUCUUGUUAGAUUCAAAUUUUAUUUCAUGCCUGAGUGCUAAGUGAGACAUUGAGAGACAGUUAAGUUUAUUCUAUGAAUGUCAGAAAGGGCGUGGCCUAUUCCAAGAUAAAAAUGCUGAUACACAGAAAAUUUGCUAUUAACAAGUUUAAUUUUGAUAGUCUCUGUAUAUGAUAGCAUUUUUUAAUGUAGUUUGAAAUUUUUCUAGAGGAAAUUAUUCCAAGAGUAAAUUCCAUUUUCCUUAUUCUGUGAUUAAAUACCAAUUGUCAAUGCACCCUUAGAACCUUUAGCCUCUUAAAAUAGUGUGUUAGUCUUGGAACAUUGUUCUUGGACCAGAUGCUGGAUGGUAGCUCUAUGUUGGCAGCCUUUUAAUUGGAGUAGUGCAGUGGCUUGGGGUGUCUUAAGUUUGGCUGAUGUGUAAUAUUUUUUGUAGGCUGCUCCUCGGAAACAGACUUUCCAUCGUUGCCUUGCCUAGAACAUCCGCGUAGCCAUCUCCACAUAACUACAUUUUUUUACAAGAGAGGACAAACCCAAAGAGCUCGUGAGUAUGUCUGUAUGGUUGAAGAUGCCUUUGGAUCAGUGGCUACUCUGUCAGUAGUUGCCUGGACAAUUACACCAAGAACAGUGACAGCAAGAGUUAAACUUACUUCACAACAACUCAACCUCUGGGGGGGCAUGCUCAGUUCAAUGGAUUCCACAGGACAGGGAAGUGGUGACAGCAAUACAGUACUCAGUCUUAAUGUAAGUGACUAUUCAGCAGAUUCUAGGGACUAGAAUCUACCUGAGAGUCGCUGAUAAAGAAAUGAGAGAUACACCCUGUAUAACACUCUGCAAAAUUCAUUCACUUGGAAAAAAAAUUAGCCCAUUUUUCGCACUACAAGUUACAAAGCCACGUUCUUUUCACGUACACGCGAAAAUCAAGACAUAAGAAAUCAUAAAUGACGCUUCACGCUUCACAAGACAAAAAAAAAACUCCAGUCACUUUCCAAAUGAAAUUAAGGAAAAAAAAAGAAAAAGGAAAAAACAUAGUACCCUGUGCGAAGGUAUGUUUUAAGGUACAGUAAAACAGGCGACAUAAAACGUGCAACUUGUUUUGCGACUUUACUGCAAAACGAGUUGAAUAACGAUGUUGCGCGUUUUACCACCCACGAAAAAAAACCUUCCAACCUUAUUUGUUGCAAGACAGGUUCAAACGUGAGUGGUAAAACGUGCGACAUGGCUCGUUAUUCAACUCAUUUUGCAGUAAUGUUGCAAAACAAGUUUCACGUUUUUUGUAAUGCUCAAUCUACUGAAGCUUUAUAAACCACUUAUACUGAUGGGAGAUCAUUUCCCGUUAAAGCGGUUGAUCUGCCAGUUGCUAACGCUUUCUGUUUCCCCGCCAGUAAGUCGGCUUGCAGGAUCUUCAACCAACCGGUUUUUUUUUUGUUUUAGGAAUCAUCGAGUUGUGCACUUCAAACAACAAAUUCCUCCUUCAUUCCUGCCUCGUAUAAAGAUUUGGUUAUCAAGCCAACAGUUGGUGAUGGAGAUACUGCGCAUGUCACGCUGUCCUGCAGAAGUGACAUUACACCAGUUCACGGACGCUUUGACUUACGUGACCUCAUUACACUUGAAUUAACCAAUCACAGUUAUGAAGAGUACAAAGUGACAGACGGGAUUGUGCGCAGUUAUGGUGAUGGUCAGUGGGGGGUCUACUUGAAUGAACCCAUCUACGUUGAUGGACUUUUUACUGGGUUUUAUGGAUCUUGAGAACAUUUCAUAUAUCUUUAACGUUCUAGUGUUAGCCUGCGGCGCCCCGGAGAGCUUGCUCGCAGGCUAUUCUAGUCUAAGAGCUUUAGCCUUUUGGUUACAAGUCCAGAUGCUCUACCACUGAGCUACUGGAGACUCGUGGGGUUCAGGCCACUAAACUAGGACAAAGCCUAGGUUCACGUGAAAAAAAAAGCUGCAUAUUGCUAGGAGUGGAAUGUCGAUAUUUGCUUUUGCUCAAUAACAGAAAUUCGACGGUGAAUUGAAAAGCCUAGUGAAUAAAUAAGAAAGAUGAGUUUUCAGUCAGUGACCCAGGUAGCUCGAAAGGAAAAAAUCCGAGUACUCUCAAUAGGAGUCGAACGUUACCAGUCCAGAUGCUGUACCACCUAACCUACAGGAGACUGGUGGGAGCUAAGGCCACUAAACUACAAUUGUAGCUUCAUGUGACAAACAUCCUGUAUACUGCUAGGACAAGAAUGUCGAUAUGUGCUUAUGCGCCGAAAUGUGAUGGUAUUAGUUGUAAAUUAAAGACCUAAAGUUAAUUGAGGUACAGAAAGUUCCUUCUUUGUGUGCUGGCUCGUGCUCUUGCACAUCUUACUUUCUUACUUAAAACUUUCAGUUUCACUCUAAUAUAACAGGGUGGCCAAGGGGAAGUGCCUAUCACGCAUCACGGAAAAAUAAAAUAAAAUGUUAACUACAUUAACAAGUAUCCUAUUAUCAUUUGAUCUGACUGGGAAAUCAGAGGUCGAGAGACGAGAAAAAAGGGCAGGAAGUUGGUGUCAUAACUAUCUAUUUUUAAUGUCUCUGCUUCUAGUUUCAAAUCAUAUUAAGCAUCACGGAAAUUUCAAAGGGAAAUCACGCGUCACGCGUUAUGAAAAUAACGGAAAACUACUUUGCCACCCCGAUAUAAAAGUAUGAAAAGUUAAAUGAAAUAUUAAGAGUUCAGUAAAG
Messenger RNA from Porites lobata, 23337 nucleotides. NCBI's taxonomy places the organism in Eukaryota, Metazoa, Cnidaria, Anthozoa, Scleractinia, Poritidae. The record is from the annotation of a GenBank genome assembly.